Raphanus sativus (radish) is the source of this 1284-nucleotide messenger RNA. Its product is annotated as early nodulin-like protein 1. The record is from RefSeq and is a predicted model, not a curated record. The coding region runs from base 185 to 1132 and encodes 315 amino acids. Gene Ontology annotation, molecular function: electron transfer activity. The transcript is spliced from 2 exons. Gene Ontology annotation, cellular component: plasma membrane. NCBI's taxonomy places the organism in Eukaryota, Viridiplantae, Streptophyta, Magnoliopsida, Brassicales, Brassicaceae.
CAAGCAGUGACCUGUCACAAAUGUUUUUCCAUUUCUAUAAGAUUCACAAAUUGUAUUCAUCCUCUUUAAAGUCCCCUAAGCUUCUAUAUAAUCACUACAUAACUUUUCUUUUCUCCACAAAUUACAAAAACAAACACAUAAACCCCUAUUAUUAGAUCUCCCUUCUAGCCGCUUCUCGAAAACCAUGGUGGCCCUCAUGAAAAGUCUCUGUUUUUCUUUCAUCAUCCUCGCUUCUCUUGCGACCCUCUUCUCAGUCGCUGAUGCACGUAGGUUCUACGUCGGAGGUAGCCGCGGUUGGGUCAUGAAUCCACGCGAGAGCUACAAUACUUGGGCUGAAAGAAACCGUUUUCAAGUCAAUGAUACUCUCUACUUUAAGUAUGCCAAGGGAUCGGACUCAGUGCAACAGGUGAUGAAAGCAGAUUACGACGGUUGUAACAUUAGGAAUCCGUUAGAAAAGUUCGAUAACGGAGAGUCCGAGGUUACUCUUAACCGAUCUGGUCCGUUUUUUUUCAUUAGUGGUAAUCAAGAUCGCUGUCUGAAGGGACAGAAGUUGAUCGUUGUUGUCCUAGCCAUCAGACAUCCCAAGAAGGUUCCUGUUUCUCCGGCUCAACCUCCAAAAGCUCACUCCCCUGAUUCUCCUGUUGCACCGGCGAAAGCUCCUUCAACUGCUCAACCUCCAAAAUCUCACUCUCCUGUUUCUCCGGUGGCUCCGGCGAAGGGUCCGUCUACUGCCGAAGCUCCAAAGGCUCAUUCCCCUGUUUCUCCACCGGCGAAAGCUCCGUCUACGACCCAGCCUCCAGAGUCGAACGCCCCUGUUUCUCCUAUUUCUCCGUCUAAAGCUCCGUCAACGGCCGAUUCUCCAAAAGCUCACUCUCCUGUUUCUCCAGCUGCACCGGCGAAAGCUCCGUCAACGGUCCAACCUCCAACAACAACUCAAACGCCUGAUCAUUCACCGGCUUCUCCAGCGCCUGAGAAUACUCCACCGUCGUUUCCAACUCCUCCUCAAUCAACUCCUGCCGACAACAUCAAUGCGCCAGCGGCAAGUACCAAAAAUACAGCAAGUGUUGUGGCCGUUACUUCGGUUAUGACCACAGUAUUAGGUGUGGCUUUUACUGUCUUAAUGUUCGCUUGAGUUUUUCGUGUUUGGUUUACAUUUUUUUUGUUUUGUUGCUGAGUUUUUUAUUUACUCUUUUAUCUGUUUAUUAUUAUUUCUCCCGAGUGUCGUUAUUUUGUUGCAUUAUUGGACUUUUGUUUGUUAUUAAUAUCGUUGCGUUGUUGUUCUAA